UUCGUCUGCUCGUUCGUCGAACUUGUGCCGUUUGCCGUUUUCGUUUUUUGCUUUCGCAGUCGUCGUCAUUAUUAGUUCUAAAACUGUGAAAAAUUCCAAGUGACUGAUGUAAAAGUGAAAAAAUAUGGCGAGUAUUGUGGGCGAACAGCAAAUUUCAUCAAAUAAUCAAGAAGCUGAACCGGUUCAGAAAAUCGAGAGUCGCGAAGGCAGUGUCGAACGGAAAGUGUGUAAAGACCGUGACGAGAAGCUAAAGCUGGCACGGGAGCGUCAAAAUGAGGAAAGACAAAGGAAAAUCGAAGAGCUAAAAGCGCAAGCGGAAGCCGCGCAACGAUAUCGCGAACAAAAGGAAGAGGAACGUCGCCGCCGCAUAGAGGAGAUAAGACAACGCGACACGGAGAAGAGACAUCAAGUUGAGGAACGUAAACGCGCUAUAACUGAGGCGGAAAAGGAGCGCCGCGAAUAUAUAUUGCGGAAGAAUCAGGAACGCGAAUCCCGCUUGGAAACAAAGAAAGGACCCCGCAGUACAGUGGCCUUUGCCUUUGGCUCAUCUACACCACGCCUACUAGAGCCCGAUUUUGGACUGGUAUCGCCAAGCACUUAUUUGGGCCACCGGCGAUCGACGUCGAUCACUAAUGUUACUGGUGCUUCAUUAUCACGUCGUAGUUCCGAACGUGAACUGACCGACAGUGGUGCCAAGAAGCGUGCAACAUCGGCCGGUGGCACAGAUCGACAUGAAGAUCAUCGCCGUAAGUCAUCAUCAAUGUAUGAAGUUUUCAAUUGGGGAUAUUCGAACGAUGAACCACCCAAGCGUUUUUCGCUAUCCAUUGUUGGCAGUGAAAUCAAUAUUGAUGAUCCCCCAACAGCAGCAACUGCAGGCAAUUCGCGCACUUCUGCCCAUCAUCACCCACAGCAUCAGCAUCAGUAUAGCAAUAAUGCAAACGUGCACAGACAAAAUGUUGCAAUAGAGACCGCAAAAACAGCCACAGCAGCAGCAACGACUACAGCAGCUGGCAAUACCAGUCAAGCAGCAGCAGCAGCAUCGACAUUUAAUUAUUCUAGUAAGACGGACGAUAGUGUCGAUAGUCAUGCAACACAAAUCGUGUUUCGAAGUGUAGCCCGCAGAAAAACCGAUUUAAUGCCGACAAUACCCAGCCCCAGGGACGGGCAUUACGGUUCCAGAUCGUCACUGAGCCACACGCCACGCACCCCAGGACGUGCCUUCUCCAUGAGUCGCCUAGAUCAAUUGGCUCAACCAAUUCGUCGCAAUGGUGAACACAUACGCGCAAUACUCGAACGAGAACGUCGCGAACAGAUGGAACUCUUGGACGAAACAGAAUCGUUGGGUGGCGGACGGCGUCGCGGCAGUAAACCACGACAUGGCAGCGGCAGCAGCAGUGCCGGCGCUGGCGGCGGUAGUAGCGCCAUGUCUCGCAGCAUGACACAUCUCGCCGGUGGGCGCACCAAAUACUCACUCAGCAGUGCAGGUGGCAGCGUCGGUGGCGGUGGAAUGUCCAGCAGCUUUCGCCCGUUGAACGGUGGACAACGCGACACGACCUGUAAGAGUUUGACACAGUUAAACAAUUCGUGGUCGAGCACUACACCGCGCUCGAAUUUGGGCUUACAAACGGCUGCUACUAGAAAGUAUCUGCAAUCAUCAUUAGCUUCAUCACCAUCAGCGAUUGGGACUAAACGCAGCCAGCAGCUACUAAAUCAUCUUACUAACCCCUACCGUUUCGAUCCAAACUCAUUAUUGAUCAUGAAUUCUAGUUUCUCAAUAACAACAGGUUCACGUUCUGGAAAUGUCACCCCAGGCGGCAACAUCAGCACUUCAAGGCCGGGUAGUGCAAUGUCCACAUCCACAAAUAUGUCCACAUCUGGUUACGUGGCUAGAAGAUCGGUACCGGCCACACGUAAGCAACGGCCAGCUAGCAUUGCCGGUACUGGCAUGUCGCUGGAGGACCUUAAUAAACACAAAAAAGAUAAUAGGCCGCCAGUGAAGGCUUCAACACCUUCAUCUACGACAACAUCAGCACAAAAUACCCCCAAACGAACAUCAAAUAUGAUGUCGACCUCAAUGAUUGUGUCAUCUUCUUCCCGUUUGUCCAGUGCAGAGAAGAAACAGCCCUCAGCUAAGCGGGAACCAGUAACACCCAAAAACACCACACCCAAAUCGCUUUCAAAAACUUCUAGCUCGGAUCGCUUGAAUAGAGCCAGUAAGGACGGAAUGAGUAAAUCAUUAAUCUCACCUUCUCCAAGCCAGACAAUUACAAAGAGUGAAAAAGACAAAGUGACAGCAACUGUACAAAAGAAAGAGGAAACCAUUGUUGUUCCAGUUCAGAGCAAAGAAGAAAAGAAUUCUUUAAACAUCGCGAAAUCCGAAGCCGAGUUUACAGCUGAUUCCCUUGUUGAAUCAAAUGAGCCGCCAGUAGUAGCAGCACCAGCUGUAGCUGACAGUGAAGGCUCAGUAACACCACCGCCUACAGUUGAAAAUGUCGGUGCAAUAACCGAAACGGUUUUGCCUGUGGUGGUCGUAAAUGAAUCAAAUAUACAGUCACCACCCGAAGCUCCAGAACCAAUCGAACCCAGGCAAACAGAGAAGCAACCGGCACCAGCACCGCCACAGCCUCAGCCACAUCCACGUUCACAAAAUGGCAGCAAAGAAAAUUCAGAAGUCCGUGAACUUACUCCUCCAUCUCAGAAUGGCGAUAGUAAUGAUUUAAUGACUGCUUCGAUGAUUGCUAGAAGUAAGAUCACAACUGAAGAAGAGGCAAAAGCAGCUCUGGCUGAAAGACGUCGUCUUGCGCGCGAGGAGGCUGAGCGACAAGCCGAGUUGGAGCGUCAACGCUUGGAGGCCGAACGACUUGCCGAACUAAAACGUCAAGAGGAGGAAGCUGAACGUCAACGCGCAUUCGAAGAGGAAGCGAAUCGCUUAGCCAUGGAACAACGUCGAGCAGAGGAAGAGCGGUUGCGCCAAGCUAUUGAAGAGGCAAAGCAAAAAGAAGAAGAAGAUCGCCGCAAGCGGGAAGAGGAAGAGAAACAGCGCGUGCAACGAGAAGAGGCCGAAAGAAAGGCCAAGGAAGAAGCAGAAAAACAACGAUUUGAGGUUGCCGAACGUCUUAAACGAGAGGAAAAGGAGCGCGAAGAACGACGCAAACGCGUUGAAGCGAUCAUGUCGCGUACACGUAAAGGGACCAGCGGUGGUGGUGGCAGCGCGACAACACCCAAUUCCACACCAGUAAAGGAAAACAACACGCCCAAAUCGACAGCUGACAACUUGCAACCGCAGCAACUAGAUCAAUCCUUUACAACAACUACUGUUACCAAUGCUGUUAGCAGCACUGAUAGUAGCUCAACGUCGGGUUCCACUACGACUGCGACCACUCCGAAUCCGCCACCACAAAGCAUUACUGCACCAGUAACUGCAGUGCCCACAAACGCACCAAGAGCAGAAAAACUGGAGCCACAAAAUACGCAGGCCAUGUACGAGCAAGCUGUUAUUGAUAAGGAAACUGAGCUGAUAAACAGUUUCUCCAAUAUGAUAAUCGAUGAGAAUGUAAAAAAUCUUCAACAACAACAUUUAAAACAACCGACACAAAUUAUCGAGGUGAGCAACGGAAAAUUGCCGAUUAACAGUGAUGCGCUUUUACAGAAUACCACAAUAACAACUACUACAAUUAAUGUAAAUGCCGUCGCAAACGGCAACGGCCAUCACAUCGAAAAUUUGAACAAUGAAAAUGAUAUCAAUAACCUGCAGGAUGCCGUAACACCAGCAACAAAUCAGUUAAUUGAUUUGAGCAUUGAGUCACAAGACAUUAACAAUGCAAUAAACUUCAACAACAACAACAGCUUGUUAAACACAACAACAACAGCAACACUAGUCACUGCAGAUAGUCACGAAAAUAAAGAUAUUUCCCUACUGUGAGUCUGAGCGUGCUAGCAGCCUGCAAAUAUACGGACGCGCAAACUAACUAACUGCAACAAAGAAAAAUGCAGCAGAAUUAUGACAAUUUGAAAAAAAAUGUAUUGAUUGUAGCGCGUUGGCGUUUUGAAGAUGUUUUGUGUGUAUGCGACAUUUUAUGGUUACUUGACAUUUAAGGCGUAAUUAAUACGAGUUUAACUAAUUUAAAAUAAUAUACUUAGAAGCAAAGGAAAAGCUAAAGCAAAGUGCAUAUUAAGUAAAAUAUUAGCUAAACACUGCUUAGCUCAUUUGAAACAUUAAAAAAUUAAGCAAAGUAUAUAAAACCUUUGAAUUAGGAUCUAAUGAACAAAUGAGGAAAGGGAAAAAGCAUAAAACUACGGCAAAUGUUCCUCCCGAAUCGAAAAAAAUUAAAAAUUAGUUAGACAGUGAAAAAAAAGAGAAAGGUACAUAAAAUUGCUUGGAGUUCACAUUGCGUAUGCAAAUCUUUAAUGUAUGUAUGUGCGAUAUACUAAAUUGUAAAGCGUAACGAAACAAAGACGUGAAGAAAAUCGACUAUAUAGACCUGGAAAGAGAAAUAUUUGUCAACAUUUUUUUAAAGCUUCAAUGAAAAAAAGGAAUUUGAAUUUAUUUAUGAAAUGCAAGAAUAUUACGAAUAUUUAAUCAAAAAGCUUAAAAUGGCUAAAUGAAAAAACUCAUAUAGAACAUAAAAUGUUUCAAGAAAAGCAAAAUUCCAUGUGGCGCUAAGUUUUGUGCUGUGAGCUAAUAACUUUCUCUAUGCAGUCCAUAUUAGCAACAUGCACACAUACAUGCAAUGCAGUGGAAUAUAUUAAGCAAGUGCAGCUACAUUUGCGGUUAAUUAAAAUGAACUAAGAGAGACAGAUGUACAUAUGUAUUUGUUAGAGCGAACAAAAAAAAUUUAAGACGCAUAUAAUUAGGGACACCUAAUAUAUUUUUCAAAUAUAUUACCAAAUGAGUUCAUGCCAAUCAUGUGUGUGCACCUGCCGUUACAUAUAAAUUUAUCACUGUGUAUAGCACAAAGAUCGUACGAACGUAAAUAGUGUAUGGGAUUCUGUAUUUUGCUUUUAGUAUGAAAGGUGGAUUAUGUGCGAAGCACAAAGUUUAUGCAAGUACUGCUCGCAUAUAAUACGAUUCCUCUGAUAUUUUUCUUCUCAUUACUUGCUUAAUGCAAACACACAUUUAUACUUAGACGCUUUAAGCAGAUUAUGGAUUCGCCUUUUCCGUCUUACAUAGUACUUUAUAUACAUAGAUAGAUAGAUAUGUUUCAAAUGUACUGAUAUGUUGCAAGGAUAUGCGUAUACCGCAAACUAAUUUGUGCUAUCCAUUGAAAAAUACAAUAAUUUGCAUAUUUUUAAUGAAAUUUGUUUUUUUUAGGACAUAAUGACUAUUGAAGGUACUAAGUCUCUCAACUUAUAUUAUCUUAAAACACUUGAAGGGAGUAGAAAGCCAUCACUAAGCCGUCUAAUACUUUUGAAGCUUACUUUUAAGCUAUCUACUGUUUGUAAAACUUUUAUAAAUUAAACGUUCUUAUCUUUCCACUAAGUUUUGGACUUCAGCUUUUUUUAUUGCUACUUCCCUCUUUUUCAUCAUUAUAUUAACGGUAAUUCAAAAGCUUCAUUUUCAAAAAGGCUAAGCGCAUUCAACGCGCGUAUCAAAGAAUGGUAUUAAAUUUUAAUUGAAAUUAGCAAUCGGGUGAACCCUAUUAUACGAUCAUAUCUAUUAUGUAUGGUAAAAAGUAGUAGUUUUAUUAAUGUUAGAGUGGGACUGCUGAUUUUUUUUACCGGAGGCAGCAUAGACGCACGUGGGCAAUAUAUGGUAGUUAAAUUAAAAGUCGGUUCGGGCAGCCAUUUGAUCAUGCAAAAGAUGGUUUGUUGCUAUUGAAAGCAAAAGAUAAAGUGGUGGCCGCGCUUUGAAACGUUUAAAUUAAAUAAAAGCAAAUCAUAAUAGUGUAGUAUGUCAGCAAUUUUGUGUGCGAGUUUAUAGGUUACUUAUAUAUAUUUAUGUGUAGUUAAUGUAUUUUCCGUUUUUUGAUGCAUAUUUCUUUUUUAACUUUUAUGUUAUCUAAAUUUACAUUUAUAUAUAUUUGCAAAGCUUAUUCUUAAAAAAUUAGAUGAAAAAAUCCAAACAUAAUGUUUUAAUUUGUUAAUAUAACUUAUUUAUAUACACAUUGUAAUAGCUGAUACAUAAUUAAAAUAUAAUUUUUUUCUAUAAUACGUACGAGCAUAUCAAGCUUAUUGGAAAACCACGCCACAAAAUUGUGGCCGAAAUAAGGCUAAGGUCUUCACGACUGAAGAAAUAUAACAAAAGUAACCGUUGUGAUCGUUUAACAAUUUCAAACUUAAAGUCGUCCACGCAUUCUGCGUAUUCAAUCAAGGGGAAAAUAUUUAUUUUUAUUAGUGUGGAAUUUCCAGAGUUCUCAAAAUCGUAUUAAUCGUAUUUAUUACCAAAUUGAUCAAGGUAGUCGGCGUUUUUAAAAAUCAAAUCGUCUGUGCAUCGCUGAGCGUUUGCACUUUUACGUUUGACAAAUAAGUAGACUUGGCUCUAGUGGCAUAGUGAGGUGGUUAGUCGAAUGCCAGGUAUGUGCUGCAUGAUAAAAGAAAUUGUAAUGAAAUGGAUAUGAAUCACUGCAAUAUAAUGGCUCAUUAAGUCGAAAAAACGUAUCUCUUUUGCAAACGAAAAAUCGUGGCAAUACACGUACAGUGCCAGUUUUAAAGAUACUUUGAAACAUUUCAAAAAUUUGGUAAGAGAGUCGUAGCCGAGCGUAUUUAUGCGUGGAAUAUUGAACGUUAGUUGGAAGGACAUUGUUUUCAGCUAAUAAUACAUAGCCAGUCACAGAUCGGAAAGCAGUGGCAAACUUUUGAGUGUAGUUUUGCCAUGAGAAUGCUUCUUAGAAAGCAAAACAAAUGUCAUUCCGAGCACUGUUCUACUUCAUUUGCAUAAAAAAAAAAUCAAAUUCAUGCCUCAAAAAGCAGGAGCAGCUCGGCUUAAAGCUGACAAGGUUAUGAGUGCCGCACUUUUAUUACACUUUAAUAAUUUGGCAGUACUUCGAAAGCUUUAAAAAUUAACUUAAAUUCUAGCUAUUUAAACGUAUUGUUAUAUUUAUUACUCUAAGCUAAUCAAAAUUAAUUGUUAAGAAAUACCUACACGUAGUUCCGUUAAUAGACUGCUCAAGUAUUGCCUUUUAACGGCUCCAGUGCCCUCUAACUGUGGCAGCUGAUAUCUUUGCUGGCGCUGUGCAUGCUAUGAAAAUUCUAUUAUUAAUGAAUAUGAAUAACAUUCAUACUUUCGCAUGAUUUAAUAAAACCAAAAAAGUGCACGGAAAUUCACUAAUUUAACUACUAAAUAAAAGCUUAUUUAUGCAAAAUUGUAACACUCUUGUGCAAAAGUACGUGCGGGUAUAAACAUUUUACAAUCUUAUCGUCACUUAGACUUGCCCAAUGUGUCCAAAAGUGAGUGCUCUUAGUUUUUUUGUCAUUUGGCACACUUAACAAACCUUCACCUUAUACGUGUUUGCAAUUUGUCUAGUUUAAGCCCACUUGUGUAAUAUAAGCGAUUAAUUAAUAUAUAUAAUUUUUUUUUAAACACGUGAACCAUAAUUGCCUAAGUUUCUGCGUCAUAACUAAUUCAUCAAUAACCAAUGAGCUAAUCAAUAUAUAACUAAAAUAAUAGAACAACCAUUACAUACAUACUUAUGUAUCUAAUCUUAUUUCAACUGUAACUCCCAAUAUAAAGUCUAUCUAUCGUUAUCGUUACAUUUAAAAUAAUUAUUAAUAUUUAAAUUUAUUAACUUAAAAAGUAAAUCGAUGUAAGUAACGUCUGAAAACAAAUAAACACGCAGGCAAUUCCAAACAGAUAAAGCGAGGCCCAAAAAUUAUAAUAUGAAAUUCAUUUCAAGAAAAUUCAAAAGAAUAAAUAAAUUCAAGACUAAGAGAAGAAAAUAAA
This is a messenger RNA of Anastrepha obliqua, 7879 nucleotides long. RefSeq names its product ensconsin (gene ens). NCBI's taxonomy places the organism in Eukaryota, Metazoa, Arthropoda, Insecta, Diptera, Tephritidae. Gene Ontology annotation, biological process: microtubule cytoskeleton organization. The record is from RefSeq and is a predicted model, not a curated record. Bases 125 to 3922 code for a protein of 1265 amino acids. The transcript has 15 exons. Gene Ontology annotation, cellular component: microtubule cytoskeleton.